Trichobilharzia regenti is the source of this 1545-nucleotide messenger RNA. The record is from the annotation of a GenBank genome assembly. NCBI's taxonomy places the organism in Eukaryota, Metazoa, Platyhelminthes, Trematoda, Strigeidida, Schistosomatidae.
AUGUAUUUUCGUCUGGCUUUUUCGAGGCUUUUAGUAACCCGAAACUUCAUUCAUACGUCAAGAGUGAUAAGGUUUCCUGUACAACUGAAGAUGCCGUCCUUGUCACCCACAAUGAGCGAGGGAAGUAUUGUAAAUUGGCUUAAAAAAGAAGGUGACGAAGUUUUGGCUGGGGAUGCGUUGUGCGAAGUUCAGACGGAUAAAGCUGUGAUGACGUUUGAGUCGGAUGAUGAUGGUAUUCUCGCUAAAAUAUUGGUAUCUGCUGGUUCACCGAAUGUCAGCGUUGGUACUGCAAUUGCCAUUUUAGCUAAUACCGAUGAAAACUGGCAAGAAGUAGCUGUUAAUGCUUCUGCUGCAGCUGCUGCAUUACCUCAGCAAACAGCCUCAGCCAGUAGUAGUUCACCUGUUCAAGCCUCUGAGAUACCGACCACUCAUCAGUCAACUCGAUCAACAUCUAUAGGACCUGCAGUUCGCCUUCUUUUACAAUCGCACAGUUUAGAUGGAUCACAGAUACCGUCAACUGGACCUCAUGGUCGUCUAUUGAAAGGUGAUGUAUUAUCUUAUGUAGCUAACAAUAAGAUGAUGAAACCUGUAGAAUCUAUUCAAGGGAAAUUAUCUCAAGAUACAAGUGUAGGUGGUGUUGGUGCCAGUGUUGCUGCUGUUCAGUCUGCUUCAUUUACUGAUAUACCUUUAACAAAUAUGCGUCAAGUGAUAGCUCAACGUCUCACUGAAUCGAAAUCGUCUAUUCCUCAUGAAUAUAUUCGUACUAUUGCUUGUCUGGAUAAUUUGAAUGACUUACGAAGAAAAAUUAAAAUGAAUUAUGGAAUAAAAUUGUCUAUUAAUGACUUCAUUAUUAAAGCAUGUGCUUUAGGUUUAAGGCUUGUACCAGAUUUGAAUGCCAUCUACGACUCACAGACGGAAUCGCCUAUCUACUUGAGAUCAGUUGAUAUCAGUAUGGCAGUUGCAACUAGCACUGGUCUAAUCACACCAAUUUUGCAUUCAACCGAUACACUAACAAUUUCAGAUAUCUCAAAGUUGUCAAAACAAUUAGCCAAGAAAGCACGAGAUGGUAGAUUACAACCAAAUGAAUUUCAAGGCGGUAGUUUCACAAUCUCUAAUCUUGGAAUGUACGGUAUUCGAGAAUUCACUGCCAUUGUGAAUCUCCCACAAGUAGCUAUUCUAGCUGUUGGAACUGGUCUACCUGAAGCCAAUAAUAAUCCCCCCAUCUCUACGCCAACAAUCGAUUCAAUAAAAGAAAUCAAUUUUUCAACGAAUAUAACACUGACAUUAUCAGUGGAUUCAAGAUGUGUGGGUGUGGAUUCACCAACAACAACAACAACAAUGUCUGCAGGUCGAUUCUUACGAUACGUGUCACAUCUGUUAACCGAGCAUCCUCAACUAUUGAUUCACGAUGAUCCAAUCUAUGGAUUGCUGGAGAAGAAUAAGAUUAACAACAUUCAGUCUUCUGAGCUGGACGAGUUUGAUACAAUGAUGAUGUUUAGAGAAGAUGGUGUCACAGAAGAUUUGAUUUCAAUGAAGACAGUAUAA